Messenger RNA from Erythranthe guttata (spotted monkey flower), 1460 nucleotides. RefSeq names its product vanillin synthase, chloroplastic. NCBI's taxonomy places the organism in Eukaryota, Viridiplantae, Streptophyta, Magnoliopsida, Lamiales, Phrymaceae. Gene Ontology annotation, biological process: proteolysis. Gene Ontology annotation, molecular function: cysteine-type peptidase activity. The record is from RefSeq and is a predicted model, not a curated record.
GCAAUUAUACUAGCCAUCUCUACUGUGCUGAUCACUGAUUGGUUUUCGUCGGAGAAAAAAAUUAAAAAAUAAAUAAAUAAUGGCUCGGUUUUUUCUGCUGCUCGUCGGGGUUCUGAUUGCCUGCGUCGCCGGAGCACGAGCCGGAUCGGAAAUCCUCGCCGAGGAUGUUAAUCCGAUCAGGCAAGUCGUCGACGGUCUGCACGCGCUCGAAACUUCCGUUCUGAAAAUCGUCGGCAACUCGCGACGCGCCUUCUCCUUCGCCCGAUUUGCUCACAGGUAUCGGAAAAGCUACGAGGAUGCAGAGGAGAUACAGAGGAGAUUCGGAAUCUUCUCGGAGAAUUUGAGGAUGAUCAGAUCUCACAACAAAAAAGGACUAUCCUACACUAUGGGAGUUAAUGAGUUCACUGACAUGACAUGGGAGGAGUUUCGUAAGCAUAUGUUAGGUGCCGCUCAAAAUUGCUCUGCUACCACUAAAGGCAAUCAUAAGCUCACCGAUGUCGCCCUUCCAGAAUCGAAAGACUGGAGGGAAACCGAUAUUGUGAGCCCGGUGAAAAAUCAAGGUCAUUGUGGAUCUUGCUGGACAUUCAGCACAACUGGAGCAUUAGAAGCAGCUUACGCACAAGCAUUCGGUAAGGGUAUAUCUCUGUCUGAACAGCAGCUCGUUGAUUGUGCUGGAGCUUUCAACAACUUUGGCUGCAAUGGUGGCUUGCCCUCACAAGCCUACGAAUACAUCAAAUUUAACGGCGGGCUCGAUACAGAGGAUGCAUAUCCAUAUACUGCAAAGAACGGUGAAUGCAAAUAUUCGUCUGAGAAUGUUGGUGUGCGAGUACUUGACUCUGUCAAUAUCACCAUGGGUGCUGAAGAUGAACUCAAGCAUGCGGUAGCAUUUGCUCGGCCUGUGAGUGUGGCUUUCGAGGUGGUUAGUGGAUUUCGAGCGUACAAAAGUGGGGUCUACACCAGCACUACUUGUGGAAACUCUCCAAUGGAUGUAAAUCAUGCUGUUCUUGCCGUUGGUUAUGGAGUGGAAAACGGAGUACCGUAUUGGCUGAUCAAGAAUUCGUGGGGGGCUGAUUGGGGUGACAGUGGGUAUUUCAAAAUGGAGAUGGGCAAGAACAUGUGUGGUGUUUCGACAUGUGCAUCGUACCCUGUAGUUGCAUAGGUGUCGAUUAUCUUGAAGAAAAAAUAAGCGAGUCUGUACGAGGAAUUAAUAAAUGGUGAGAAGCCCCAUCGUUCGAGUUCCAAACGCACCAGUUGUAUAGGAUUGAUUAUCUCUGCAAGAGGCAUGUUUAUAUUCAAGUUUAAUUUAAAAGGUGAUAUAUACUGUGCAUGAGAAUUUAUGUACACCUUAAAAAGAAUUUGUAAAUUAGCUUAUGAUGAUUUAUGUAUGAUGUUAUUUACUGGAAAACAGAAUAUGAAAAUAAACGAAUAUAUUAUGCACGUGCAUUCUAAUUUUCAACGAA